UGUAAAAUUCAAUAUGGCGGAGGACAAUAGCAUAAGCCUUGUGGUCGUCAUUUUCGAUGCAAAUCCAGUGUGGUGGGGUAGAAUUGCUGCAGAGGGCACAAAAAAUCAGAUCAAUCUAUCUGGAUGUAUUGACAGUCUAUUGGUCAUGUGCAAUUCACAUUUAAUGAUGAAGCACACAAAUUCCCUUGCAUUCAUUGCAUCUCAUACAAGUAGAAGUAAAUUUUUGUUUCCAAAAGAAUCAAAGGCAGACGACAACAUUGGAGAGCAAGAAAACUCUUUUCCUUCUGAUAGUAAAUGUGAGAAGUUUGCAGCUAUGAAUGAUAUGAUUGUUGAAGAAAUAAAAGAAUUGAUUGCUGAUGUGAAUUUACCAGAGGAUUCUAAUAAUCCAGCAUCUGCUCUGCCCAGUGCUCUUUGUAUGGCUUUGUGCUACAUUCAUAGAAUGGAAAAAGAAUGCCCAGUUGGCUUCAAGUUAAAACCAAGAAUACUGAUUGUUAAAGCAUCACCAGAUGAAGCUGAUCAGUAUUUGACAACAAUGAACUGCAUCUUUGCUGCACAGAAAAAUAAUGUAAUCAUUGACUCUUGUUCACUACACCAAAGUUCUGGGUUCCUACAGCAGGCAGCUGAUGUAACUGGUGGUGUUUAUUUAAAGAUAGAUGAAACACUCUCACUAUUGCAACAUUUAUUGUGGCUUUACUUGCCUGGUCAUCAUACAAGGGACAUGCUAGUCCUUCCUUCUUCUCAAGACAUAGACUAUCGUGCAGCCUGUUUCUGCCACCGUAAACUUGUUGACAUUGGAUUUGUGUGCUCAGUUUGUUUAUCAAUAUACUGCCAUUUCCGUCCACGAUGUAUGACUUGUCAGACUCUUUUCAAACUACCAUCACUCCCCUUAUCAAGACAAAAGAAGAAGAAAAAAUGAAUAUUUUACAUUAGGAAAUUGUCUUUAUUACAUUAUUUGUACAUGUGCUUAGUAGUAUAAAGAUAUAUUUGAUUGUCUCAAA
Messenger RNA from Exaiptasia diaphana, 998 nucleotides. RefSeq names its product general transcription factor IIH subunit 3. The record is from RefSeq and is a predicted model, not a curated record. The transcript has 13 exons. Bases 14 to 916 code for a protein of 300 amino acids. Gene Ontology annotation, biological process: nucleotide-excision repair; regulation of DNA-templated transcription. Gene Ontology annotation, cellular component: transcription factor TFIIH core complex; transcription factor TFIIH holo complex. NCBI's taxonomy places the organism in Eukaryota, Metazoa, Cnidaria, Anthozoa, Actiniaria, Aiptasiidae.